Parnassius mnemosyne (clouded apollo) is the source of this 900-nucleotide messenger RNA. Lineage: Eukaryota; Metazoa; Arthropoda; Insecta; Lepidoptera; Papilionidae. The record is from the annotation of a GenBank genome assembly.
AUGGAGAUGUCGAGUGAUUCAGAUGUGGAAGAAUUAUUACUUUUAUAUGCUUUAUCACGGUCACAGAGAAAAAGAGUAUGGGUGCACGACAUCAAUCAAAAGAGAAAGGAUUUAGGAGAAUAUCAUCGUUUGUGUCGUGAGCUUGCAUCACAUGAAGAUCGUUUUUUUACAUACUUUCGUAUGUCUCAAGAUUUAUUCGAAGAACUACAUGAACUGCUCAUCCCAAAAAUAAGCAAAUCUACCACAAACUGGAGGACGCCUAUUUCUACAAGAGAAAGACUUGUAAUCUGUUUAAGGUACUUAGCUACGGGUGAUUCACAUCAGACCAUAGCCUUCUCCUUCCGAGUAGGUCGUUCAACAGUCGGUGGUAUUGUAAAAGAAGUCUGUACAGAAAUCUGGAAUACAUUACAACCAGAAUAUAUGCCAUCGCCUACUGAAGAGACAUGGAAACAAUCAGAAAAGGGUUAUAGGGAAACCUGGAACUUCCCGAAUUGUGUCGGUAGUAUUGACGGGAAACAUGUCUCUAUAAAGUAUCCCAAAAAUAGUGGAUCAGAAUAUUUUUACUACAAGAAGUUUUUUUCUGUAGUUCUUCUUGCUAUAGUCGAUCCAUGUUACAAAUUCACCGUCAUAGAUGUCGGUAGUUACGGGCGGCAUAGUGAUAGUGGUAUAUUCGAGAACUCAAUAUUUUAUCGGCAAUAUAUCCACGGAAAAUCUCUGCUGCCAGAUAAACCUCUUCCAGGCACCGAGGAGCCCGUACCUCAUGUACUUAUCGGCGACGAAGGUUUUGCUUUAAAAACAUAUUUGAUGCGUCCAUUCCCAAGAGCCUUAGCUACACAAGACGAAAGAAAAACAAAUUUUAAUAAAAGACUUUGCAUGGCGCAUUUUUUUACGACCUAUUGA